AUGUGUGACGGAGAGCUAGUCUCCGUGUUUAUUUGGUCUCAGGAGCCUGAUUUCUACGACAGAAUGUUAUCCAUGGCUGGGAGGCCAUUUGCUGAGUUGGUCAAAAUAGGAGAGGCUAUAGAAAAUGGUCUCCAAUAUAGGAAAAUAGUCAGUAUCUUCAACAAAGCGUCUGGAAAAACUACUGCAGGAAUCUUCCGCAGGAAGAAAGAGGACGAGGCGAGCAUAUCCCACAUUCCGAACCCAAGUCCAAAAGAACCACAAUCUUCACGCAUAACUCUGCCUCUCAUAAAUUACUCUACACAUGCCUAUAAUCCAACACAUGUACAUUACGCACAACAAAGCUUCACCACUACUAUACCAUCUUACAAAGCUCAGCCUAGUGUCCGCAUGUCCGCUUCUGCUUACCAAACACCACCACAACAAACAUAUCAACCACCACGUCAGCAAAACUACCAUCCACCUCAAAACAACCCACCACAAGCUUAUCCACCUCAAAAUGAUCAAAAUCAACCACCGCCCCCAACAUAUAAUGCUCCACGUCCUUCUUUCGAGAGAAAGCCAACGAGAGAGUUCAAAAGACUUCUUGAGCCUAGGGCUCAGCUUUUCGAAAGGCUAUUAGUCGCGAGAUUAAUCCAGAAGGUCCUUCCAAAACCAGCAUAG
Messenger RNA from Lycium barbarum (goji berry), 660 nucleotides. RefSeq lists its product as uncharacterized. Bases 1 to 660 code for a protein of 219 amino acids. The record is from RefSeq and is a predicted model, not a curated record. Lineage: Eukaryota; Viridiplantae; Streptophyta; Magnoliopsida; Solanales; Solanaceae. The transcript has a single exon.